Messenger RNA from Stegostoma tigrinum, 3166 nucleotides. RefSeq names its product beclin 1, autophagy related (gene becn1). Gene Ontology annotation, biological process: autophagosome assembly; cellular response to nitrogen starvation; late endosome to vacuole transport. The record is from RefSeq and is a predicted model, not a curated record. Gene Ontology annotation, cellular component: phagophore assembly site; phosphatidylinositol 3-kinase complex, class III, type I; phosphatidylinositol 3-kinase complex, class III, type II. The coding region runs from base 211 to 1557 and encodes 448 amino acids. The transcript has 12 exons. Lineage: Eukaryota; Metazoa; Chordata; Chondrichthyes; Orectolobiformes; Stegostomatidae.
CUUCCGGCUUCAGGGGAAAGAGCAGGAAGGUACUGGGAGGAGGGUUAAAAAAAGGAGAAAAGAACAACAAUAUUAUUAUCAGCAUCAGUGCUGUGUGAGUGAGAGGCAGAGUAGAAGCUUCCUUCAAGCUCUUGGCUUACCAUGUGGCUGCCCUGAGUUGUUUGUUCAGCGUCAGGCUUCCCUCCUUGGCAAGUGAGAAACAGAUGAGCUAUGGAAGGUUCUAAGUCUUCAAGCUCCACUAUGCAAGUGAGCUUUGUGUGCCAACGUUGUAGUCAACCCCUAAAGCUGGAUACAUCCUUCAAUGUCUUAGAUAGAGUGACAAUUCAUGAACUUACAGCCCCUUUGGUUACAGUUACUCCUGUAAAGCCAGAAGAAGGAAAGGUGGAAAAUAGCAACUCUGCAGAGGAAGGUUGCACAGAAAAUAAGCCAGAUGGCGUUUCCCGAAAAUAUAUUCCUCCUGCUCGGAUGUUAUCCACUGAAAGUGCUAACAGUUUUACUCUCCUUGGAGAAGCUUCUGAUGGCGGCACAAUGGAAAACCUAAGCCGAAGACUCAAGGUGACAAGUGAUCUGUUUGACAUCAUGUCUGGUCAGACAGAUGUGGACCACCCUCUCUGUGAGGAAUGUACAGAUACGUUGCUUGAUCAGUUGGACCAGCAACUGAAUGUUACAGAAAAUGAAUGUCAGAAUUACAAGAACUGUUUAGAGAUACUUGAACAAAUGAAUGAGGAAGAUGAAGAGCAACUGCUGCAAGAGCUGAAAGCACUGAAUUCCCAAGAGGACUUUUUAAUCCAGGAGCUCGAAAAUGUGGAAAUGAAACGAAAGAAGGUAGCAGAUGAUUUGGCUGAAGUUAGGGCAGAGACUGAGAGACUCAAUCAAGAAGAAGCCCAGUACCAGAGGGAGUACUCUGAAUUCAAAAGACAGCAACUGGAGCUUGAUGAUGAUUUAACGAGUGUUGGCAAUCAAAUGAGAUAUGCUCAGAUUCAGCUUGACAAACUCAAGAAAACCAAUGUUUUCAAUGCCACAUUUCACAUAUGGCAUAGUGGACAGUUUGGCACCAUCAAUAACUUCAGACUAGGACGUCUACCUAGCGUUCCUGUGGAAUGGAAUGAGAUUAAUGCAGCUUGGGGGCAGACUGUGCUGCUACUGCAUUCACUGGCUAACAAGAUGGAACUCCGAUUUCAAAGGUAUCGUCUUGUCCCUUAUGGGAAUCAUUCAUACUUGGAAUCACUUACAGACAGAGCAAAGGAGCUGCCAUUGUACUGUUCGGGAGGAUUACGAUUUUUCUGGGACAACAAGUUUGAUCAUGCUAUGGUGGCUUUUUUGGAUUGCGUUCAACAAUUUAAAGAGGAGGUAGAAAGAGGUGACACUGGCUUCUGCUUGCCAUACAGAAUGGAUGUGGAAAAAGGAAAGAUUGAAGACACGGGAGGAAGUGGAGGAUCUUAUUCUAUAAAAACACAGUUCAACUCUGAGGAACAGUGGACAAAGGCACUCAAAUUUAUGCUUACCAAUUUGAAAUGGGGGCUGGCCUGGGUGUCUUCUCAAUUCUAUAACAGGUGAUUUAAACAUUAUUUCCUCAUUGAAUCCAUAUCGCUUUUGCUGAGCAUUGUUCCAAGUUUCAUCCAAUGUUAUUGCCUAUCUGAGGUAAUUCACUGUGCGUUUAUGUAUGCUUUUUCUUGAAAUAAACCAUAAUAUCAUCAAAUGUGACAAAGUGGAGAAGUAGCUGGCACAGUGGGUUAGAUGUUGAAUGCUAGCCUUUCAACCAUGGACCUAGUUCCAAAUCUGAUGAAGUGAAAGUCAGCUUUUAAAGAUAUGUGUGAAAUGGAUCGGGGUCGAUCUCGUCCAAUUCUGAAUGAACACAAAGCUGUUUUUCGUUGCAAUCUCAGAGCAAAGCCACAGUAUGGCUGGUGAAAAAUGGGGGAAAGAUGUCACAGUAGUACAGUAAUACAGUGCUGUUCUGAUAGUUCUAGCAUGUGGAUCUGACUGGAGAGCACCUGAUGAUAUUGAGUGCCUGAAAUGGAAAAAGACCUGUUCUGCAGCACUAAUGUCUCUUACGUUGAUAAGCACACAUGGAAAAAAAUAUAUAAAAUGAGGAACAAAGUAACUUGUGUACCUUUUUUAUUCAUGGUUGAAAUAUAUAUUCCUGGAUUUUGAGUGGAAUGUGCUAAAUCGCGAUGUACUGCACCAAUUCAAUUGACUGACAUGUUUAAACGAACUGGAAAAAUGUUGCUUUUUUUUAAAAAUGGAUAUCAUGUAACUGUAAUACCUGACUUCAAAUCUAACAUUGUUCUUUGUGAUGUUCAACAAUGUCAAAUUUUGAUAGGCAAGUGGUCAAAAAGAUUUUUGCUGUUAGUCUACAGUUUAUUCUUGCCUUGACCUGUGAAACACAUUUGAUCAUGUUGAGGUGAGACUUCAUAAAUAUGUACAUUUUGGCAUCCAGGCACAAGAGUUAAAAGUAGUUGUUAACUUUUAAUAUUAGCUUCUAUUUCAAUGCAAUCCUUUUGAGUGCUCACCACCUAACCUGCAGCUGGGCUGGAAUGUUACAUCGGCAUUGUGUGGUUACAAAACAACCUGAAAUUCAGAAUCUGUGAACCACAAACAAGGUGCAAGCAGUUUUUCAUCUGAACCAUGAGUUGAGUGUUUCUAUCAUACCAAAAUACACUAUUUUAAUAGCGUGUGUGUGUGUGAAGUUUUAUUUAUAACAAUUAAAUUCUGGCAUGUUGUGCUACUGUUUGUUCAAGAUGAAGUGGGAAUAACAUUUCAUACACUGGUGUCAUGACUGACUAUAGAAAGAAUACUCUAUUCAAUACAGGCAUGAUGACAUCUGCACCGAAGAAUUAAAUUUGUAACAUAAUCAUUGUGUCAUCUCUAGAAUCUGACCAAUAGCGGACAUCGUACAAGAACAGUAUUAUUAGGCCAUAUACUCAUUUUCACAGAAGCAUAGUGUAUUAUUUCUCAGUAAAACCUGUCCACUGAUCCUGUUGUACACUUGGUCUAGUUUUGAAAUGUAUAGAUUAGCUCCUUUUUAAUCUGGUAUCACUAGAAAACAAGUGAAAGCUCUGGACCUAUAGUUCACUAAGUACAUAAAUUAAACUUGAAUGUCUGUCCAAAGUUGUAAUAUAUUGUCUUUGACGUUUGCUUUAAUUAAAACUUAUCUAAACAGUUUGAA